AUGCCACGGGCCCUGGACGAGGCAGAGAGCAAAGCCGUGUGGCCUGCACCCUGCACAGCCAGGCUCCUCUGCCACCCCCACCCCCACGACGCUGGCUUCCUCCCGCCGCGGCGCACUGAGGUUCAGUUCAGGCUCCCCAGUGGCUGCUCGGGGUCUCAGGUGGCCUUUGCUGCCGGGGCAGAGCUGUGGGUUGGGGAUCAUGAGCCCGAAAUCGGCGUCUUGAUGCAGGAAGAUCGUUACGUGGGACCAGACGUCAGCAGGACCGUGGUUUUACCCAUGCACUGUCAAGUCGACGUUUAUGCCGGCAGCAGCGAGGAUCGUCGGCGAGGGCAACACAGAGUGCAGGGAAUUGGGCUUCCACUGAGCGCAAUACGGCCACUCGUGCCCCGGCUGAAAGCAGCCAGCACCCUGGUGCACCUCGUGGGCCAGCGGCACCCCCGGCUGAGGAGAGGCGUUCAGGGAACCUCGGCCUGGGGCACGUGGCCUGUUCUGCAUGACUCUGGGCUGACCCCUGCCUGCAGGGUCCGGACGUUCCCACGGGACUCGCCGCUCGGGCGGGACACGGUGCGUGCGCUCAUGUACUACGCCCUCAAGGUCUGGAGUGACAUUGCGCCCCUGAACUUCCACGAGGUGGCGGGCAGUGCCGCCGACAUCCAGAUUGACUUCUCCAAGGCCGACCACAACGAUCGCUACCCCUUCGACGGCCCCGGCGGCACCGUGGCCCACGCCUUCUUCCCCGGCGACCACCACACUGCCGGGGACACCCACUUUGACGACGACGAGGCCUGGACCUUCCGCUCUUCAGAUGCCCACGGGAUGGACCUGUUUGCGGUGGCUGUCCACGAGUUUGGCCAUGCCAUCGGCUUGAGCCAUGUGGCUGCCACACACUCCAUCAUGCGGCCGUACUACCAGGGCCCGGUUGGUGACCCGCUGCGCUACGGGCUCCCCUAUGAGGACAGGGUGCGCGUCUGGCAGCUGUACGGUGUGCGGGAGUCUGUGUCUCCCACGGCGCAGCCCGAGGAGCCUCCCCUGCUGCCGGAGCCCCCGGACAACCGGUCCAGCAUCCCGCCCAGGAAGGACGUGCCCCACAGAUGCAGCACUCACUUCGACGCGGUGGCCCAGAUCCGGGGUGAAGCUUUCUUCUUCAAAGGCAAGUACUUCUGGCGGCUGACUCGAGACCGGCACCUGGUGUCCCUGCAGCCGGCACAGAUGCACCGCUUCUGGCGGGGCCUGCCGCUGCACCUGGACAGCGUGGACGCCGUGUACGAGCGCACCAGCGACCACAAGAUCGUCUUCUUCAAAGGAGACAGGUACUGGGUGUUCAAGGACAAUAACGUAGAGGAAGGAUACCCGCGCCCCGUCUCCGACUUCAGCCUCCCGCCUGGUGGGAUCGAUGCUGCCUUCUCCUGGGCCCACAAUGACAGGACUUAUUUCUUUAAGGACCAGCUGUACUGGCGCUAUGAUGACCACACGAGGCGCAUGGACCCCGGCUACCCCGCCCAGAGCCCCCUGUGGAGGGGUGUCCCCAGCACACUGGACGACGCCAUGCGCUGGUCCGACGGCGCCUCCUACUUCUUCCGUGGCCAGGAAUACUGGAAGGUGCUGGAUGGCGAGCUAGAGGCAGCACCUGGAUACCCGCAGUCCACAGCCCGGGACUGGCUGGUGUGUGAAGACUCACAGGCUGACGGCUCUGCAGCCACAGGCGUCGAUGGGGUGGAGGGGCCCCGUGCCCCUCCGGGACAACAUGACCAGAGCCGCUCAGAGGACGGCUACGAGGUCUGCUCGUGCACCUCCCAGGCCUCCUCUCUCCCGGGGACCCCGGGCCCGCUGGUGGCCGCCACCACGCUGCUGCUACUGCUGCUGCCACCACUGUCACCAGGCGCCCUGUGGACAGCGGCCCAGGCCUUGGCGCUAUGACGCACGGCACAGACCCAUGAGAGGACAGAGGCGGUGGGACAGCCUGGCCACAGAGGGUGAGGACUGCGCCAGAGUCCCUGGGGGAGGUGCUGGCGCGGGAUGAGGACAGGCCACCCUGGCGCUGGAAGGCCAGCAGAGGGCACUGCCCACCAGGGCUGAGCAGACUCAGGCAGCUGGGACGGAGCUGUCCAGUAGCGAGUGACUGCGUGACUGGCAAGCCAAGAGGUGGCCGCUCCAGAGGGGUGCCCAGUCAGGUCACACCGGCCACCAGCCUCCCCCAGCCCUGGAGGGAGCAUCCCGGGCUAGGGGUCUGCCUCUGUCUGUGCCGGCGCCGCCAACUCUACCCACACGGCUGCCUGGUGCUCCCGCCAGCCCGCAGGGCCUCCGUCCCCAGGUCCCCAGUGGGGCAGCCCUCCCCACAGACGAGCCCCCCACGCAGUGCCACGGCACGUCCCCCUUGUGACGCUUUCCAGACCAACACGACUUCUCCCUGCUUUGUA
Messenger RNA from Piliocolobus tephrosceles (Ugandan red Colobus), 2417 nucleotides. It is a transcript of the gene MMP17, whose product is annotated as matrix metallopeptidase 17. The transcript has 11 exons. Lineage: Eukaryota; Metazoa; Chordata; Mammalia; Primates; Cercopithecidae. Gene Ontology annotation, molecular function: metalloendopeptidase activity; zinc ion binding. The coding region runs from base 1 to 1917 and encodes 638 amino acids. Gene Ontology annotation, cellular component: extracellular matrix. Gene Ontology annotation, biological process: proteolysis; collagen catabolic process; extracellular matrix organization. The record is from RefSeq and is a predicted model, not a curated record.